AUGACAAAUUUCAGCAAAGGCUUUUAUGGUGUAGUCAGCUCUGAAAUUUGGUGCGACCCGGUUCCCGACAAAGAGGGAGAGUAUCCCAGCUCCGAGGCUCAAGCUGAGGGAACUGAAGAAAAUGCCGUUCGGUUUCUCAAGAGCGCUGCCAGUGACUCGCCGGAUGGUGAUCUCGAGCUGAACUUUGUGAAGAGGCGCACACUCGACGAGCAGCCGGUGUGGCCGGUUACGUCAUCGUCAACAGCUAGCCCCUUUUCCCAGGAGGCCAAGAAGCUGGCGAGGAGCUUUGGAUUCCUUUACGACUGCGAUGGUGUCCUCCAUUUGGGUGAUCAGAAGAUUCGCAGUGCCAAGUCUGCCUUGCGGUUGUGCCGGGACCAUGACUCGAGGUAUCUGUUCUUGACGAAUGGCGGUGGCAACACAACAGAAGAACAGAAAGCGGCGAGCUUGAAAAAGAAGGUUGGUAUAGAUGGCGUGGACGAUCUUAUUGGCGACCGGGUUAUUCAAUCACACACGCCACUUCGAAAAUUCAGGACACAGGCCAAAGAGGACGAGACUAUCUACAUCACGAGCUUAGACCCUGAAAGAGCUCGAAAUAUUGCUCACUCGUACGGCUUCCGGAAUGUUAUCACGUCAACAGAUCUGCUCGAGCAGUAUGAGCACAUCUAUCCAUUCGCACCCAAGCAUAUCUUCAACUCCAAAGGCCGGGCGCUUCCAAAUGCCACCAAACUAUGGCGCGGCACAGAUGCCAUGGCCUAUGACGCAGCCGAAUUGAAGAAUGGCAACUACCUGAAGAUCGACCACGUCUUCAUCUUCAACGACCCUCGGGAUUGGUCACUCGAGACCCAAAUCAUUCACGACAUCCUCGCGUCGCAUCAGGGCUAUCUCGGCACACUAUCUCACAAGAAUGGCGAUAAGUCCUUGGAGAAUGGCGGCUGGCAACAGGAUGGACAACCCAAGGUGUGGAUAUCCAACCUCGACCUCCUAUGGAAAACAGAGCACCCAAUCAACCGCUUCGGCACCGGCGCGUUCCUGCACGCCUUCCGCGGUGUCUGGAAAGAGUCGACAGGGCACGAGCUUCUGUUCAAAUAUAUGGGCAAACCCUCGCGCAUCACUUACGAGUACGCUCACGACAGUCUCCUGCGAGCAAACGGGGCGGCCGACGGGAGGACCGAGCCGUUGCGCAGGGUAUACAUGAUCGGCGACAACCCGGAGAGUGAUGUUCGCGGGGCGCUCGAGUUCCAGCCCGAGGACGGGACCGAGUAUGUGCCGAUCCUGGUCAAGACGGGGGUUUGGCGCCAGACAGAGGCGGAGAGGCAGCCUCGAUGGGAACCGGCAGUGAUUGUGAACGAUGUCCUUGACGCCGUGGUUUGGGCCAUGAGGAACGAGGGUAUUGAUGUUACCAGAGAGGCUGUGGAGAAGAUGUAG
Messenger RNA from Emericellopsis cladophorae, 1425 nucleotides. RefSeq lists its product as uncharacterized. The record is from RefSeq and is a predicted model, not a curated record. Bases 1 to 1425 code for a protein of 474 amino acids. Lineage: Eukaryota; Fungi; Ascomycota; Sordariomycetes; Hypocreales; Bionectriaceae. Gene Ontology annotation, biological process: glycerophospholipid biosynthetic process. The transcript is spliced from 4 exons. Gene Ontology annotation, cellular component: mitochondrion.